Messenger RNA from Fimicolochytrium jonesii, 2426 nucleotides. RefSeq lists its product as uncharacterized. The coding region runs from base 264 to 2021 and encodes 585 amino acids. NCBI's taxonomy places the organism in Eukaryota, Fungi, Chytridiomycota, Chytridiomycetes, Spizellomycetales, Powellomycetaceae. The transcript has 8 exons. The record is from RefSeq and is a predicted model, not a curated record.
UGAUGUAGAGUGCGGAUAUCACCUUCCUAGUUCUGAGACACUUCCCGUCCUCCGGUGAUCCAGCUAUCCAAGUUAUCUGAUUGCAGCAGACUGAGCCCAGAAAGCCUCACCCGAACGUUCGCAGCUUAGACCCUCAGACCUCUCUUUCUCAUCCGAGUUCAAAGCGCAUACUGGCGCCUGCAGCAUAGCAUCCUCUAGCUCAAUAUCAAUAACUUAGUAGAUUCCAAAGCAAGUGACCACGCAUAGCCGUAGCAUUCAACAAUAUGCCAGAUUCCAAACAUGCCGUUCGGUUGAAAUCAAUUGUGUACCCCACCGACCCUCAAACCAUCGUCGCCGAGAUCUCUGCAGCGGGCGCCGCAACGCCAUGCGAUCCCACCGAUCCAGCGUACAACACGCUGGCCAAACUGUCCACGGUCAGAUGGCUUCCGCCACUCAUACCAACAUCCAAUGACAAACACCGCAACCCACUAUACAUCGAGGCGGAACCUAAUGUAUUGCGCGACGCUGCGAAACUGAACUUCCCACGCAAAGACAUCAUGCAGUCAUAUAGGGAGAGGGAGUUCCUAAAAAGCAAUCCGAAUUCUCGCUUUAUACUCGUGUUCCGUGCACAGACUCUCGCCGCGAAAGCCGAAAAUAAGGAGUCGACGCCCGCCUCCCGCACACCCCACUCCGCCACCACCAUCCCACUCUCCAAACGCCUCAUCCGCCGCCUCAGCCGCGACCCCGAGUUCAUGCAACAAGUCCAAGACGCCCAUUUGCACUCCGCACCCAAUGACAGCCGACAUCGACGAGCCCGUGCUGCUGUCCUGGAGACUGGCGCUGGAACGGUCCCGGGAAGUGGGGAUACGAAGCGCCGCGGUAGAAAACGGGUCAAAGCCCCGGUCGAGAGAAACGAUGAAACAGUACCAGCGACACACGACGCACCCCAAGCAGCCCUCGACGACGACCAACUACCACCUCCCCAUCGCAGCGAUCCAUCCCAUAAUCACGUCAACGAUGAAGACAACGACAUCCAACCCCAUCAUACAAAGAAACCUCCCCGAUUCCACCCACCCCGCACGCAAUCCCUCGCCGACGUGCUCCGAUGGGAAAAAGAAAGCCCGUUUUGGCGGCUCAAGGGGCGGCGGAAACAUGGGGAGGAGGGAGUUCAAUCACAGCGACGACAUGGGCGUCGACAUGGGGAAGGAGAGGGACAGGGAGAUGGCGGUGAAGAAGAGGCGGCGUUGAGAUAUACGUACGAGUUUGGUCCGCCGGGCGGGAUAGACAUGGAGGAGGAUGUUCUGUUGAACACAUUCACGGAUGUGACCCGCAAAGGCACGCAGAUCCAGCGUAGCGGGCGGGUCGCGCUCGCUGAUGCUGGGCUUGUAACGUUGGGGGUUGUUGGUGAUGAUGCGAAAGGAAAGCAUCUGCCGUCAUCUGCGGCGUCAUCGGCGUCGUCAGCUCCUUCGGCGGCGACGAGGGAGUCGGGUGAAUUGACGGGUCAAGCGGAGCUGAAGCAUAGGGAUCGCAUGGUCACGACAGCCCAUCACGCCGCACCCCCACCGCACACCGAUACCGCCGCCUCAACCACAUCAACGCCCCACGUGCCCGUCCCAGCCGCCACCAAACCCGUCCCGCCCACAAUCACAAAACCCUCAACCCGCGGGCCUGCCGCCGUAACCACCGCACACGCCUACCCCUCCAAACCCAAACCCAUGCCCCUCCCCGCCCUGCCCCGCACAUCCCUCAUUAACACCAACUCUCUCCCCCGAACAACCGCCCUAACAGCAGCACGCUCCCUCUUCGCAUCCCUCCCCUCCCUCCCCCUCCCCUGCCUCCCACCGCCUCCGGCACCCACAACCUACCACCACAAAGUACACACGACGAGCACGCUGCUGUUUAUCCAGCAGUCGCAGAAGGCGCAUGCGGAGCUUGUUGGGGCGUUGAGGCAACGGUUGGUUAGGAGGGUGAGGGUGGGUGCGGGGGAUGGGGUGGAGGUGUCCAGGGUCUGGGGGAGGGUUAGGGGUGGAGCGUGGAAGUGAGGGUUAGUCGGCGUGUUGAUUGAUGGGUGUUUGAUGUACUUCUGCUAUCUUGGACGUGGACGAUCGACCACAGACGAUUGCCUUCCACAUCCGACUCCAAUCCACAAGUGUUUCCGAAUACAGAUUUCCUGUUUCAUUUUCUCAUCACAAUUGCAUCUCAUAUAUAGUACAACUCCCCUAGAAGUAGUUUGGCAGAAGUAGUCGAUAGGAGUAGCCGUCGAUCCACGCUUCCCGAUAUCGAGUAGAAUUCCACCUUUCAAGUCAGUCGGUCUCCAUAGAGUCGGACCCUCCUGUCUGGUUCAGACGAUCUACACGUUUUUGGGAUAGAGGAUCAGUAUCCUUUCCGGCUUAACGUUGAUUGUGGAAGUAAGAGAUUACAUACCUUGCACCGCCUGGAGGAACGUU